CUGUGUCGCUUCGACGAGUAGCACUAAAUCUUUUUCUCCUGCCGAAGUGCGAAACCGGGCCUCGAAGGCAAAAAGUAAUAAUACAUAGCACUGGUGAAGCUAGGAUAGGAUACACAGUGAGGACUUUACAAGGAAGAACAUACCUCACAACACACAUGUUAAUGCGCGGGGGAUAUCCUCUGUGGCGACAUGCGGAAUUUUCGAUUGAAUGAAAAAUAAGAGAAGAGUAAAACGAAAGUGGAAAGCUUCUAGAGUAAAUUAAAAACAUUCUUUUGAAAAGAAGCAAUUGCAAAAGGCCUUGGAAUUCUGAAGUCUCUCCGCGAACGAAGCGGCGAAGAAUCCGUUUUAUAGUGAACUCAGCUUUAAGGACAUUAAAGCGUCGGAUGUGCCUGCUGAGAAAGGCCCGAUAAGAGAAGCACGGGAAGUGAAUAAUUGUGUACUGUACAAAGGAGAAGCUUUGUAUUCUAAAAGUGAAACAUUACCGAGAGAAAAACUGACGCUGUACCGGCUGGGAGAGAUGCCUUCGUUGCAACAGACUAGCUUCAAGGAUUGGCCUAGCCCGGACAUCGCUAGGUCGUUGACUGGUUCAGAUAUUCUGCAAAAGCACUCAAUCAAUUCAUUGCUACUGGAACACAAUGAAAUCAUUAGCCGAGGAUUACCUUCUCCGAUCGAUGCAGAAAAUGUGUCAUUUUCAGAUAUUUUGGGCUCUUCACAAUCAUCGCAAUCUACCUCUACUUCAUCGUCUCUGGGCGCGAACAGUAGCAACAUCAGCAGCGGCAAUGGCCAUCAGCAGCCUUCAUUGGCAUCGUUUUCGUCGAUCUCCUCCCUCGGUUGUCCAGACAGUGCCAGUAUACUGGGAUCGAGCCUAAGCGGACCGAACACAGCUUCAUCACCCGUUGUCAACACCAGCAAUCCGUUCAACUUUUCCGGAUUGUCCUUGUCGAGCUCCAGCUUGAACUCACCGGAAAUCGGCAGCAAUGGUGGGGGAGGAGGCGGUGGUGGCGGUGGCCAAUCACCAAUUUACUACGGCAAUGUGCACUCAGCCAAAAAUUAUGAUGACUUUCGGUACGACAAUGACAUCAGCUUAUCCAGCUCGAACAGUGCAAACAGUCUGACGUCGGAGACGCUGAAAUUGCUCCAACGUAACAUGAGCGGUUAUGACGGCUCCCUGCCGACCUCCCCGAACGCGUCUUCUACCGCCGGCGGGGCCAGCACGAGAUAUUUUCGUGGCUCGCAACAACUCAACGACCUGAAUCAUAACUUCGAGCCAAGCAACACCUCUUCUCUCUUCGGAAUUAAUCAGUCGCUGUCACGUUCCAAUUCCCCUCCUGACAACGACUCUAGUUUGCUGUCCAACUUAGAUAGUACCAACAUUUUGGACAUGAUCAGUUACCUCACCAUCAGCCAGCAGCAACAGCAACAGCAGGGGGCGCAUAAUCAGUAUCAAUAUGGCAACAAUAAUAACUGUAAUGGCAACAGUAUCAACAACAACGGAAAUGGUCACUCACAGUAUAAUCAACAUUCGAGCUCUAAUCAGUUCUAUCAGCAGCAUGGAGGAAAUGGCAAUGGAAUCUGCAACAGGGACUCAUCCAGCGGCAGUUGUAGUGGCUUGGCGAGCAAUUAUGAGAGGUUGCAAAAUUUACAGGCUCUAAACGCUUUACGCCUUCUGCAACAAUCGCAGCAAUUGUCUCAAUUUCAACUUCAGCAGUAUCAAUUUAAUCAACUGCUGCCGCACUACAGUGGCUCUCAGUUGAAAAACUGGGCUCUACAGAAUUCAUCCUCAUCAUCAACGAAUAGCAGUGGCAACGAUAUUAAUCUCGACAGAAUUGCACGAUUUCAUCGUUCAUCAGCCGCUCAUUAUGAUGCAACGUGUACAUGGAGUGGUGUGUUGCCUCCUCGCUCGCAUCGUCUUGUCACUUAUUCGUCGAAAAUCUUUCUUGGGGGGAUGCCUUGGGAUAUAAGUGAACAGUCAUUAGUUCAAAUCUUCAAACCAUUCGGGUCAAUCAAAGUCGAGUGGCCCGGUAAGGAACAGCAAGCAAUACAGCCUAAGGGAUACGUGUACAUUAUAUUCGAGUCGGACAAGCAGGUUAAGGCUUUACUGCAAGCCUGUACCUACACCGACGCAAACAGUUACAAUGGAUCUAACCGUGGAGGGACCAACUCUUCUGGGGCUUUGACUUUUUCGUCAUCCGGUAGCGACGAGCAACAACUUCAACCGAUUCAACAAUCCGGACAACAGCUGCAAUUGUAUCAGCCGAAUAAACUACUCACGCCACCAGGAGCUAAAAUUAAUUUCAAAAUUUCCUCCAAGCGUAUUAAAUCCAAGGACGUCGAGGUGAUCCCUUGGAACAUUGCAGACUCUAACUACGUCAAAUCCACCUCUCAGAAACUCGAUCCUACAAAGACGGUGUUCGUUGGAGCAUUACACGGUCAGCUGACGGCUGAGGGAUUGGCUAAAAUUAUGAACGAUCUUUUCGACGGGGUCGUGUAUGUUGGGAUAGACACGGAUAAGUAUAAGUAUCCGCUAGGAUCGGCACGUGUCACAUUUAACAAUUCCCGUUCCUACAUGAAAGCUGUCGUAGCAGCGUUCAUCGAAAUCAAAACAGCCAAAUUUACCAAGAAACUUCAGGUGGACCCGUAUCUGGAGGAUUCGCUGUGCUCGAUGUGUGGAGUACAACACGGACCAUAUUUUUGUCGGGAAAUAGUCUGCUUCAGAUAUUUUUGCCGAUCUUGCUGGCAAUUUCAGCACAAUCGAGACAGCUCUCUGCAGAACCACAAACCACUGACGCGUAAUUCGAAGUCGACCGCAAUCGUCGGUGUUGGACCACAGUCGGGGACUGUAAACCAGCCACACCACCAUCCUCAAUCCCAGCUUCACUAUCAUCACAGUCAGCAGCAACAGCAACAACAACAAUCACAACAUAACCACUCCCAGCAUCAUUCUUAUCAUUCGCUGCAUGGUUCACCGAAAUCACCUUCUCCGCCGUGUAUCAGCAGUAGUAACAGUUCGGCAGAUUCAUCACCGGUAUCCUGUCACGGGCCAGCCAAUCUUCACCAACAGCUCCAGCAGCAAUUUGGAGGCCUGUAACUUGUAAGUGAAACUCAAAAGCUUGAAGCAACCAGCCAUAGGCUGUUCGUUUAGAUAACGUCUCAACACAAUCACACAUACAUGACGUUGCGUGUUUGGCAACAUGCUCAAGCCGAAUUAAUAUCGGUCUUUGUUAUUCCCGCUUACGAUGUUGAUGGUUUUUCAUGAUUCAAUCAAAAUUUUUCAACAUGGUUUUUACUGUUUUAAAAACGCUACGCUGCGACAGUUCUGUAUAUUCCGAAGAGAGCAGCUUGUUAAAAACUGAAUCAUCAUUCCGUUAGAUGGUAUUUAUGGCUGAAAAAACACCUCCGCGGAAUCGCUUUGGGAUAUUUCCACGUAUGAAAUUUCCUUUAUACUAAGGAAUUCCGCUAGGCGGAUAUGAAAACAAAAGUAAAAAAAAACACUACAAUCCGUAACAUUUCUAUUACGCUCAGUCGUGUACGCUCAUUUGGUAAUAAUAGCAAACUAUUAUCAUUCAAAUGGUUAUGAGAAGAGCUCACACUUGCUCUAGUACAAUAAUUCAGUGCUGAAACUUAGGAUAGGGACUCGAGGAUUCAUCGUCUCAAGCCAGCCGUAUAGAAAUCGAACGAAUUGUCGUGAAUGUCAAAUGUCCAUCAUGGUAGAAAAAAAGGGGGAAGACGGUAUGGUAGGUUCGGCCACAAAAAGAAGCCCAUAUAGGCUAAUAACCAAUAGGAUUUUGAUUACUUUUAAGCGGAAUGCAGUUUUUAAGAAACCUGUUAGAGCGAAGAAAAACUGGCGCAAACGACAAAAAAACUAUAAAACAAAAAGCAACAAAGAAUUGUAUGGAAAAGCUACUUUUAUAAACAAUUUUAAACAUUGAAUGCCGGAUCGUUAGCAAAGGAACUGCGCUGGAUAUAGUGUCGUUUUUUAGUUGGGGCGAUAUCAUAUUGUUGCACUUUUUCGCCUAUCUAAAAGAAAGAAAAGAAAGUGAAGAAAUAGGAGCAGUUAGAUUUUAGGAUCUUCCAGGGAUAUUUUUGAAAAUAAUCUCAAGCAAUCAGCAAUUUAUACAACGUAAUUCAUAAUUACCGUCAUAUACUAUUUAUUAUUUAUUUAUUGCCUCCGCGGGAGCAAAAAUUUGUUUAACGAUAGGGAAAUUUGUAGUCUCUAGAUGAGGUUUUUCUCUCUUUCUCUGUAGAAUAAUUUAUUGUUUGAUUACCGGUGGGACGGUAACAUGUUAUCUUAAUAUUCGUUUGAUUGCAUUUAGGUUUCAUGAAAUGCAUUUAUAUAACCCAUUCUAUCGGAGAUAUCAUUUUUUGCUAUUUGUGCAAUAAUUGUUUAGGUUGUGUACAUGUUAUUUAUUGUUAUAUUUGUAUACUAUAUACCACCAGAUUGAUUCGAUCUGGAACUGAUUCAUCAUAUUACAUAAACAUUGUUCGUCUGCACAACGA
This is a messenger RNA of Wyeomyia smithii (pitcher-plant mosquito), 4497 nucleotides long. RefSeq names its product cytoplasmic polyadenylation element-binding protein 4 (gene orb). NCBI's taxonomy places the organism in Eukaryota, Metazoa, Arthropoda, Insecta, Diptera, Culicidae. Gene Ontology annotation, biological process: negative regulation of cytoplasmic translation. Gene Ontology annotation, molecular function: mRNA 3'-UTR binding; mRNA regulatory element binding translation repressor activity; ribosome binding. The transcript is spliced from 9 exons. Bases 518 to 3088 code for a protein of 856 amino acids. Gene Ontology annotation, cellular component: cytoplasm; nucleus; synapse. The record is from RefSeq and is a predicted model, not a curated record.